This is a messenger RNA of Toxotes jaculatrix (banded archerfish), 4718 nucleotides long. RefSeq names its product serine/threonine kinase 3 (STE20 homolog, yeast) (gene stk3). The record is from RefSeq and is a predicted model, not a curated record. Gene Ontology annotation, biological process: protein phosphorylation; regulation of MAPK cascade; protein tetramerization. Gene Ontology annotation, cellular component: cytoplasm. The transcript is spliced from 11 exons. Gene Ontology annotation, molecular function: protein serine/threonine kinase activity; ATP binding. Lineage: Eukaryota; Metazoa; Chordata; Actinopteri; Toxotidae. Bases 132 to 1631 code for a protein of 499 amino acids.
CUCAGCUGGCCCUUAACUAGUUUUUGACAACAGCGACUCUGUCGACAAUGUUCAUAUUGUGACUGUUGGCCCCAAAACUGACGUAACUUACCACUAGUCCGUUACCUUUUUAUUCUCUGAAGCUGUACAUCAUGGAGCCGUCUGCGCCCAAAAGCAAGCUGAAAAAGCUGAGUGAAGACAGUCUGACUAAACAGCCAGAGGAAGUGUUUGAUGUUCUAGAGAAACUUGGUGAAGGUUCCUAUGGCAGCGUGUUCAAAGCCAUCCAUAAAGAGUCAGGCCAGGUGGUGGCCAUAAAGCAGGUUCCUGUGGAAUCUGACCUGCAGGAGAUCAUCAAGGAGAUUUCCAUCAUGCAACAGUGUGACAGCCCUUAUGUAGUGAAGUACUAUGGCAGCUACUUCAAGAACACAGACCUGUGGAUUGUCAUGGAGUACUGUGGAGCCGGGUCGGUCUCUGACAUCAUCAGACUGCGCAACAAGACGCUGACGGAGGAUGAGAUUGCUACCAUCCUGAAGUCCACACUGAAGGGUCUUGAAUAUCUCCACUUCAUGAGAAAGAUCCAUCGGGACAUCAAGGCAGGAAACAUCCUUCUCAACACUGAGGGACAUGCCAAACUGGCAGAUUUCGGAGUAGCUGGGCAACUUACGGAUACUAUGGCAAAGAGAAACACUGUGAUCGGUACUCCAUUCUGGAUGGCCCCAGAGGUGAUCCAGGAGAUCGGCUACAACUGUGUGGCUGACAUCUGGUCUUUGGGCAUCACUUCUAUAGAGAUGGCAGAAGGAAAACCUCCCUAUGCUGAUAUCCAUCCCAUGAGGGCUAUCUUCAUGAUCCCCACCAACCCUCCCCCAACAUUCAGAAAGCCUGAACUUUGGUCAGACGAAUUCACAGACUUUGUCAAAAAGUGUCUGGUCAAGAAUCCAGAGCAGAGAGCGACCGCCACCCAGCUUCUACAGCACCCAUUCAUCAGCCAGGCCAAGCCGGUUACAAUUUUGAGAGACCUGAUAACUGAGGCCAUGGAGAUGAAAGCCAAAAGGCAGCAGGAGCAGCAGAGAGAGCUGGAGGAGGAGGACGACAACUCUGAGGAGGAGACUGAGGUGGACUCUCACACGAUGGUGAAGUCGGGCUCAGAGGGUGCAGGGACCAUGCGGGCCACCAGCACCAUGAGCGACGGAGCGCAGACCAUGAUCGAACACAGCAGCACCAUGCUGGAGUCAGACCUGGGCACUAUGGUCAUCAACAGUGAUGAUGAGGAGGAGGAGGAAGACCAUGGAUCUAUGAGGAGGCACGCCACCCCCCAGCAGCCGAUACGUCCAUCCUUCAUGGACUAUUUUGACAAGCAGGACUCCAAUAAGGCAUCCCAGCAGCAGGAGAACUACAACCACAACCAGCCGCAGGAGCAGCCUGGCUACCACAUCCAGUCCAAGAACGCCUUCCCUGACAACUGGAAGGUGCCUCAGGACGGAGACUUUGACUUUUUGAAGAACCUAGACUUUGAGGAGUUACAGAUGCGACUGAGUGCGUUGGAUCCCAUGAUGGAGCGGGAGAUCGAGGAGCUCAGGCAGCGUUACACUGCCAAGAGGCAGCCCAUCCUGGAUGCAAUGGAUGCGAAGAAGAGACGACAGCAGAACUUCUAAGGGAUCCUUUCUGUCGCCUUUCUGGGUUUCUCAAAGCCACUACUACCACAAAACUUAGGUCCUACUGACUCAGAGGAACUAGGAUAACGUUAUUGUGUUUGUUGGAAACCAACUGCUGUUCUGACUGAGUGCUAACUUGCCUCUGACUGAAGAGAGGUGCCUGUUUUCCUGGGUGACAUCCAUUUUGGCUCUUGGAAUCCACACUGACAAGCCUUUUUUCUACGCUAUGUCUAGAGGCUGUUACUUCAUUUUAAGUCCUAAAUUUGUUUCUGCUGUUCCUGUAAAAUUGCUUCUCCACAGAGACUGCAGCCAAAGAGAGAACAGAACCUUGGUGAUUACACAUCUGAAAGUACCAAAAUUAAUUUCCCCUUUUCCAAAUGAAAUUCCUUUUGAUGUCACAUAAAACCCCCUUCUGGGAAUCACCAUCAAAACACAAGGAAGGACAUCUACCAUGACAAUGAGGCCAAUGUUUCACCUAGCUUCUGGCAGCAGCAGGGGGUUAUAAGCCGUGUGGUCAAUGACAAGUGGUCUUUUUGACCUCAGACUUUUCUACUUUGACUGUAAAUAUAAAAUAGAGCUUAGUUUGGAAAUACCUGCAACAAAAAAGCUGUGGAGGUUUGUCCAUGACCAAAGACAAUCAGAGGGAACCAACAGUUCAGUUGAGAAUGCCUUAAAAAUAUUUGAAACCUGGUUUUCAAAAAUAAGCAAUGUCGUAAAUCAACCAAGUCUUCGGAUGGUUAAUGCACCCUCACUUGGUGGUUGAUGAGUCGGACUGUGGCAAGCUGCAAAUGUUUGUUAGAAUGGACAGACGUGACAGAAAUCAUUCAGACGGUGAAGAGUUCAUCAUGCAUGUUUUCAAACGAUUGUGGACCAGGAAAUUCUAAACUUAUUUCACUAGUCUUUAUUAUCAUUUACUUAAGUAUUUUUUGUUUUCAAAUUUGAUGUUCUGGGCUUCUUCAUACAUCUGACAUGCUGUCUCUGUUGACAGAUGCCAUGCAUCUUAGUGCCUCAUAACACACCUGUCCCAGUUCUGCAUCCCUCUCUGAGCACACACUCACCCACUCCUCCCUGAAUUUAAAAUCAACAAAUUAAUCCACUUUUUUCUUUUUAAUGCAAGUGUUUUCACAGAAAUUCAUUCCCAAAUGGAAAAUAAUGUUUAUAAUGAUUUCCAUACAAGCAAAAGCAUUCCUAAAUAUUGUAUGACUUUUAUUUUAAUUUCUCUGGGGUCUUAAAAACCUUGUACGACUUUCUGAAACAAUUUAAACCAGAUGCUGAGCCGUAACAAGUCAGGGCUCAGUGAAGAAAGUAGCCAGGCAUGACUUGCCAUAUUAAACGUUUAUGGCUGUAGUUCGCCUCAGGAGAUAAAAGACUCAAGUGACUGACUGAUACUAUUUACUUACAUAAAACAGAGCCGCUGCAUCAGCCACACAUCUACUGUCUGAUUUUCAGACUUUAGAUAAUUAUUUUCUAUCGCAUUACGAUCUCUUUUCAGUAAAUUUAUCUGCAGCUUGUAUAUCUAUAUAUAUAAAUGUAUGUUUCAGCAUUAUGAGUGUUUUUGCUUUCCAUUUCCUGACAUUUACAGUGAAGGAAUGAAUGAAGAUAUACUGUUAGUCCAGGCUUUGUGCUCUGUGUGUGUGUUGUUGUGACACAAGCCCAUUUUUUAACAGCUAAAACUAUUCACACAAAACUGUUCAGUGCAGUGUUUGAUCGAGUGGUGUGAAAUUGCUCUUCCUUUAUGAAAGUGAAUGUCAAAGGAUAGUUAAGUGUUUCUGUGUUGAAGGUAACCUGUGCCAGUAUUGGCAUAACAAGAAGUUUUAGUACAGAAAUGCAUACGAUAUCUUUGCAAUAACUGAGAAACUAAUUAAAAAACAAGGUGCAAGGGAGCAUUGACAUAUCCAAGCACGUAUCUUGGUCACAGUUCUUAAAUAACCAAAUUCCAAGGGACUGUAUCAAAAAUUGUUAUGUUGUCUGUUUAUCCUUAAAAACAAAAAUCCAUAUGUGCUGUUACCAGAUUUUCCUCAGCUCUCAAAUAUUGAUAUCAGUAUCAGCCUCAAAAAUCCAAUUGGAGGCUGUGGUUCACAGUUUUGAAUGUUGAAUUUAAAAGCCCUUACUAACAAACCAAUGUUCUCAUCAUGAAGGAAACACAAACUGCUCUGUUGUGGCUGUUUAGUUUUGUGUUUGAUUAUUUUUGAUUUGUCAAAUGUGCUAAUAACGACCCUUUGAAUGAACUCAGACUGUCCUUAUACUGAACACACGUACAGUAUGUCUGCAGGUUGCUGUUACAUAUGAAUGUUAAUAUGCAGUCUGGAUAGUGUGGUUCAGCCCCAUAUUUACUGCAUAUUACAGGACAUUUUAAUAAUACAAUAAUCUGUUACAUUAUCUUCUUGUGUGUCUCAUCUGAUGAACGAUGUGGCCAAAAUGAGCUGACAUUUUAAACUCAUGAAUCCAAAUUUCAAUCAGUACUGUCUCAGCUUCAGAAUGAUCAUGUUUGUUUGUUUUAUUUUUCUGUCUUUCACAGAAAUCGUUAACAUUCUUGCCAUGAAUUGUUUUCAGAGAUGAAAGUCUGCAGUGCAUUGGCAACUUACAUACAAGCAUUCACGCUAUAAUGUUUAACCUUCUUUCUGUGACACUGGUUCAAAUAUAGAAGCUAAUUUGGCUGUUAAUAGCUUUUUGCCCUUCGUCAAACAUAUUUGGCUCGAUUUCUGCGUGUUAGACUAUGCAUGUUUAUAAUUAUGUUUGCUCUGUAGUGGAAUGCUCUUAUAUUAACUGCACAGGUAAGAGUAUUGUUAAUAUGGAAGAUGGGUUAUUUUCAGCUUUUAAUAAAAACUGCUCUUUACAAUUAAAAAAAAAAUUAGAAUUAUGACUUUGGAAUCGGCCAUAUUAUGUACAGUUAUCAGAAAUUGCUUUUUGAUAUAUAGCUAUAUGAUUUUGUCUUCAUUUAUUUCUUCUAUAUAAUGAUGUGAGGGUGUAGGGUGGAAUGUAAGCAUUUAUGUUUGAACCCCUUAAUUUAUUAUCUUUGUUUGUAAUACUUUAUAAAGUUUUGAAAAGGUGCAAGAAAUAAUAAAAGUUACUUAUAGUUAACCUAAA